AUGUGGAAAUUGCUGGCUCUGACUUCACUUCUCGUCGCACGAUCCCUUCAAACCCCGAUCCAAAGGGGCAUUGACCCUCUUCGAUUUUCCAAAAAUGGCACCUUCCAAAUCUCUAUUCUGGAAGAUCUUCACUUUGGAGAGAAUGCGUGGGAUUCCUGGGGACCCGAGCAGGAUGUCAACACUGUAGCGGUCAUCGACCGUGUACUCGAUGCCGAAUCUCCCAAUCUCGUCGUAUUAAAUGGAGAUCUGAUCACUGGAGAAAAUGCCUUUCUCGAGAAUAGCACCGUCUACCUUGAUCAAAUGGUUGGCCCGAUCGUCAACCGCGACUUGACCUGGGCGUCGACCUACGGAAACCACGACAGCUCGUUCAAUCUGUCACGCUCGGCUCUAUUCGCACGGGAGAAAAGAUUUAUUAGCUCGCGCACCGAGGCAAUGGUGUCGGAUCGUCAAGCUGGUGUGACGAAUUACUAUCUCCCUGUUUACGGAUCUCAGGAUCACCCUGGGGCCAGAGAUGCACCAGAGUUACUGCUUUGGUUUUUUGAUAGUCGCGGAGGUGUUUAUUAUCAAGAAACCGAUGCUUCAGGGAACGAGAUUCCACAACCGAAUUGGGUCGACGUCAGUGUUGUGGAGUGGUUCAAAGCAACGAACGCUGAUCUGGUGCGCAAGUAUCGCAAGCAUAUCCCCUCUCUUGUGUUUGUGCAUAUUCCCACCGAUGCAUUUCGCGCGAUUCAAACCCAGCAAGGGAUGGAUCCGCAUAAAGAACCGGGCAUCAAUGACGACUAUCCACUGGCGCAGCAAGGACAGAAUUGGUGCGCGAGUGGUGAAUAUGGCGGCUCCUGCUCGUAUGGUGGUCAAGAUGAGCCGUUUAUGAAAGCUUUGGCUGAGACGCACGGCGUUCUUGGAGUCUUCUCGGGCCAUGAUCAUGGAGAUACUUGGUGCUAUAAGUGGGAGAAGCAAGUUCCUGGAGUUUCUGUGAAUGGCAAUGGAAUAAAUCUGUGCUUCGGUCAGCAUACCGGCUACGGAGGGUAUGGAAGCUGGAUUCGAGGGUCUCGACAGGUGCUUGUGACGGAGUCAAAGCUUAAGGCGAGGGAGAUUGACACCUGGAUUCGUCUGGAGUCGGGCGAUGUUGUAGGGUCAAUCUCUCUUAAUGCGACCUACGGGGAGGAUGUCUACCCUGCGACACCUAACACUCAUUCCUCUUGUCCUACCUGUGCUUAUACACUUUCUUAA
Molecule: messenger RNA, 1230 nt
Organism: Penicillium oxalicum
Lineage: Eukaryota; Fungi; Ascomycota; Eurotiomycetes; Eurotiales; Aspergillaceae
Product: metallophosphoesterase family protein
Exons: 2
Coding region: 1-1230 (409 amino acids)
Cellular component (GO): cytoplasm
Molecular function (GO): hydrolase activity, acting on ester bonds
Source: RefSeq, a predicted model, not a curated record